This is a messenger RNA of Paraglomus occultum, 2283 nucleotides long. The record is from the annotation of a GenBank genome assembly. NCBI's taxonomy places the organism in Eukaryota, Fungi, Glomeromycota, Glomeromycetes, Paraglomerales, Paraglomeraceae.
AUGGAUUUCUCGCUUGACAGGAUAAUAAUUAAGGAUUUGAACGUACGGACUAUACUGGGGGUUGAUUAUUGGGGUCGUGUAAAAAAGCAAUCCGUCACUGUUAAUCUAGCUUUGUACAAGGAUGUUCGUCAAGCUGGUCAGACCGACAGUCUACCAUUUUCAAUCAAUUACUCCACUGUAUGUAAAGAGGUCACUGCAUUUGCCGAAAAAACAUCUCAUGAAUCAGCUGAAGCACUAGCUGAAGGUAUUGCCAAGAUAUGCAUUAAGGAUUGUAACGCUCCGAAAGUUACUGUUCGCGUCGAGAAAUUACAAGCAUUGCUUCACGCUGCGUUAGCCGGGGUAGAAAUAACUCGAAGUGCCGAGGAUUAUGUUUCGCUUGCUUCCAAUUCUGAUGCGCUACCCGUCUCUAUCCAUAGUAGCCACGACAUAGUGUUUGUGAAAGACUUGAGGCUUAGUACGAUAAUAGGCGUGAGACCAUGGGAACGUGAGGAAAAGCAGGUUGUCGUGCUAAACUUGACUAUUUAUCCUCAAUUUCGUGUGAAAUCGCUUCAGAAUGAUGUUACCACGAAUCCGUAUGAUUAUCAGAUGGUGGUGCGCAAAAUAUCGCAGCACGUUGGGGAGUCUAAAUACUUGACAAUUGAGGCAUGCACUACGGCUGUUGCACAUAUAGCCUUAACUGAAUGCCAUGUUAACAAGAUAACCGUUCGAGUCGAGAAACCUAACGCCAUAACUUUCGCGAGCUCUGCAGGAGUAGAGAUUACCCGAAGUACAUUUUCGCUAGAUGACAAGAUGCGACGUCUCGCAUUACCGUAUCUGAAUCGUGCAAGAUUUGAAUUAAAGAAGAGAGUUUAUGGAGAGUCUGCUUGCGUAGACGAUGUUAACGAAGAUGAUCACAUCGUUUUUCUUGCCCUUGGUUCUAACAUGGGCGAUAGUAUAGCAAAUAUUAAAAAGAGCCUGCAAUUAUUGGAGAAGAACAACAACUGUAAAGUACUAGACACCUCAUAUUUAUACGAUACUUCGCCCAUGUAUAAUGUAGAUCAGCCCAGAUUCGUAAACGCGGCGUCCUUUGUCGUCUUACAAGAAUUGCGUACAUUAUCUUACCAGGUAGCAACAAGCCUGUCCGCGGAGGGUUUGCUCGAGUGGCUGAAAGCAAUAGAGAGAGAUAUGGGCCGAUCCAGCGAUUUAGCGAGAAAUAGUCCGCGGGUAAUCGAUCUUGACAUUCUCUUUUAUGAUAACAUCGAGUACACCUCGGAGACAUUGACUAUUCCACAUCCUCGCAUAAGUGAGCGCGAAUUCGUACUGCGUCCAUUGAACGACAUUGCUCGGGACAUUGAACAUCCGAUAUUAUUAAGAACUUGUAACCAACUUCUCUCGCAGCUUGUAGGCUCGCCCGAUUACGAGGCCAAUGAACAUAAUGUGCGAAAGUUCAUGCCGAUUAGAAGCAGCAAAUGGUUCUGGGGUAAAAAGACAUUUAUUAUGGGUGUGGUAAACGUUACUCCCGACAGUUUUAGUGAUGGCGGAUUGUUCAAUACUGUCGAGGCUGCUGUUGCACAUGCAGAGAAACUCGUGUUGGAUGGAGCAGAUAUAAUCGAUAUUGGUGGAUAUUCUACGCGCCCGAAUGCUGAUGAAGUAGACGUGGAUAGAGAAAUGAAACGGGUUAUUCCCGUUAUUCGAGCUAUACGCGAAAAGGGACAUAAGGAUAUGAUUAUCUCCAUUGAUACCUUCCGUGCAACGGUUGCUGAAGCCGCUAUUGCUGCUGGAGCAGAUAUAAUUAAUGAUAUAUCUGGCGGCACGAUGGAUCCUCGGAUGUACGAUGUCAUGGCACGUAUGGACGUUCCUGUUUGUAUUCAACAUACGCGAGGAACACCAAAGACCAUGGGUGAAUUGACCCAAUAUGAUGAUGUUAUAGAAGACAUCUGUUAUGAACUCUGUGAGCGUGUUGAACGAGCGAUUCGCGCAGGAGUUAAGAGAUGGAAUAUUAUCAUUGAUCCUGGUAUUGGGUUUGCUAAAAAUGCGCAGCAAAAUCUUGAAAUAUUACGUCGUUUACGUGAUAUGAUUGGAGAAGAUUGCCCGCUUGAAGGAUUUCCUUGUCUGGUUGGACCGUCAAGAAAGGCCUUUAUCGGAGCAAUUACUCAAAAACCCGAGGCCAAGAUGCGUGUAAUGGGUACUGCAGCUGCUUGUACUGCUUGUAUUUCUGGAGGUGCUGAUUUGUUGAGGGUUCAUGAUGUGAAAGAAAUGGUUGAUGUCGUUAAAGUAUCCGACAAUAUAUGGCGAUACAAAUGA